AUGCCAAAAACGGUACAAAGAAUCGCAGGAGGUCAAGUCGAAUUGGCCCAAGAAGAGGCCUGUGAGCAGGCAGAUAGCAUGCCCAGAGGAAAUUGGACAGGACCUGGCCAUGAAUGGUGGUUUGAGGAGUGGGCCAAGAGCAUGUCAAGUCUUGAACAAAGACCAAUACAUGCGUGGGAAGUUAGAGAGAUGGUGGAAAACCUAAAAGACGGUGAAUGCUUGAGAAUUGCGGCACCACCAAGGGAACAGGCCGACGAACAGGCCGACGAACAGGCCGACAAGCAGGCAGAUAGCAGGCCCACAGAGAAUUGGACAGGACAUGACUGUGAUUGGUGGUUUGAGGGUUGGCCAGAGAGCUGGUUAGAACCUGAACAAAGUUCUAACCAGCUAUUUGAGGACUGGCCAGAGAGCUGGUUAGAACCUGAACAAAGUUCUAACCAGCUCGAGGGAAGGAAAGAAAUGGGGGUGGCAAAAAACCCAAAAGACAGAGAAGGAAUCAGAACUGAGGCACCACUGAUUCCUUGCAAAGGAAGGAAAAAGCCCCCCCAGCCCCUAGUCACUGAGGAGGGGAUCGCACAAGCCCCUCAGCCCCUGGAAGCUCAGCCCCUGGAGGUGAUUAAAUCAGACCCUGAGCCUCUGGUACAAAAGGUGAUGGUACAUGGAGCUACCCAGACCUCACCAAUGGAGGAAGUGACUGAACACAGUCCUCUGGUACAAAAGGUGAUGGUACAUCGAGCUAACCAGACCUCACCAAUGGAGGAAGUGACUGAACACAGUCCUCUGGUACAAAAGGUGAUGGUACAUCAAGCUAACCAGACCUCACCAAUGGAGGAAGUUAUUGAACAUGGUCCUCUGGUAGAAAAGGUGGUGGUGCAUCGAGCUACCCAGACCUCACCAAUGGAGGAAGUGAUUGAACGCGCUCCUCCACGAAUUUCUGGAGCAACACCCGAGAUGGAGGAGAUCUCUGGAGCAACACCCGAGAUGGAGGAGAUCUCUGAAGCAACACCCGAGAUGGAGGAGAUCUCUGGAGCAACACCCAAGACCACUGAGGAAACACUUGAGAUGAAGGUCUCCUGGUGGAGGAGUGUUAAAAAGGGACUGACUUCUAAACAUCAGCGCCAGUACAAGCAGCCGAUGUCGGAACAGGAGAUGAAAACUCCAACCUCACCCUAA
Messenger RNA from Xyrichtys novacula (pearly razorfish), 1173 nucleotides. The record is from the annotation of a GenBank genome assembly. NCBI's taxonomy places the organism in Eukaryota, Metazoa, Chordata, Actinopteri, Labriformes, Labridae.